This is a messenger RNA of Periconia digitata, 4117 nucleotides long. NCBI's taxonomy places the organism in Eukaryota, Fungi, Ascomycota, Dothideomycetes, Pleosporales, Periconiaceae. The record is from the annotation of a GenBank genome assembly.
GACUUCGGCAAUCCAACAAAGCGCCUGUUCAACAGUGGGAUGAUCGGCGGAUGGCAACCACAUGCGCUCCUUGUACGAUGGCAGCCAUACGUAAGCCAUAGAUGGCACGAACAACGGACGCUGAGCAACCGAGGCCUACCUGGCUCGAGUAUAACAGUCUUUUUCCAAGCUCUGUCUGUGGCUACGGAAGCGAAGAAAAAGCAUUGCGCAACAUGACCGUAAAACGAGGCAAGCGAUCCGACAGGUCGGUAAAGUACCGCGCAUGCCUGGGAAAGGGUCUCCAAAGGAUCGGCCCGCUUUGAUGGCAGGUUGCUAGAUCUGUAUUCAUUCUGCAGUAGCAUUGCUCCGACCUGGUUCAUGGGUUCUGUUCGACACCCCUUUCUUCAUGUGGGCUAUGGAAACUUAGCGCAAUAUUUCUGUGCGACUGGGCUCGAGGUCUUUCGACAAAAGACUGGCUCUUUGCUGUAACGCACCACCACUAAUUAGGAAGUCAAACUUGUGGAUUACCCACCGACUUUCUAACCCUGAACCCGCCAAUCCCUCCUCAAAUUGAUCAUACCACAGCUGCUAAAUGAGGCUUCUGAUGCAAAGAAGCUGUUACAACAAUUUAUGUACCAAAGAGGUCACCCUCUCUAGCUCUCUCCCUCGGGUCCAACGUCAAUGAUCUUGCAGGUCAAUGAAUACUACUCGAGGACCGUUUUCUGUAAUACUUAUAUAACCAACGACGCCUCGACUCACGCACGCUACAGCUCCACGAUCCACUACUCUAACCACACUUUUUAUUCGAUACCUCAUGCCAGUCAUUUUCUACAGAGGAACUGGUUCAAGCGCUUAUAAUGUCAACUGCGUUGGAAGGUUUGCAUACAUCCGAUGCUUCCAAUGUUAUUGGAGAAAGGGGCAGGAAACGGCAACCGCUUCAACAACAACGCCAACUACUCUCGUGCACAAAGUGUCGCGAGCGUAAAGUGAAGUGCGAUCGUACAAAGCCAUGCUCGGCAUGUUGUGCUCGUGGAGCACCAAAGGAGUGCCAUUUUGUAGCAGAAGGUGGCGAUUAUACCCCGAUCCAGCAGUCCUACGAACUUCGAAAACUUCGUGCUGAAAACCUACGUUUGAAGGAGCAAUUACGUGCUAGUAAGGCUCACGUCGAAGACUACGAAUCCGAAUCGACGACUCCCAAGUCUCAGUUUGUAGAUCGACAGAGCAGCACGACGCAAAAGCGUCGUACCGCGCGACAGCGUCGUUUCCAAGGCUCGGAAUGGACAGACAGCAUCUACUUUGGCAGUCCCGGACUCGCCAAUGUCAUUACAGAUUUUGCAAGCAUCAAUAUUGCGCCAGUCUCUACUCCGUCUUUGGCCCAUCUUAUGCCCCGCGGCCCCGAUAUGUAUGCAAGUAAAGUUCCGCCACCCCACCCAUUUGCCACCAUGUUUCCGCAUACUCCGGAUGAAUGUAUACCGGAGUUGUUGAGCUGUCUUAGGCUGGAGGAAGGGAAGGAUGAACUUUUCCAAGACCUUGAUUCUUUUGAGAAACGUGUGCACAUCUGCGCAUUUCCGUAUGUGCCCAUUGAAAUUACAAGAAGCGAAGUGGAGAGGUUUCUCGCGGAUCCGGUCAAGAAUGCUCAAAUGUGCCCGGACAUGCUGGGCAUACUAUUCGCGGCAUUAGCAUUGGGAUCACAACAUUCUACGUGGGACAAAUCUGGUGGCAAAUGGCGAGCGGAGACGAUGGAAAAAGAGUUGCGAAAAGGAGAUGUGUACAUUGCGGCAGCUAUGCAAGCCCUACGUUUAGCAUCUUUCAUGCAUAAACCAACACUACUUGGUAUACAGACUCUUGUCAUGUUGGGUCCUUUUCUCACCAACAGUGGACGUUUUUUGGAUGCUUGGACCUUGUUCGGAAUCACUAUUCGCUUGGCCCACUCUAUGGGUCUGCAUCGGCAUCCAAAGUAUCUCGAUCCCGCGCCACCUUCGCAGAGGGAAUGCUUCAUUCGUCAGACGUUGUGGUGGUGGAUGCUACAUAUGGACCAAGAAUAUUCGAUGAUUCUAGGUCGUCCGCUGGGUAUCAGUGGUAUUGGGGACUGUCCCCCACCACACGAGCUUACAACAGACCCACGAAUGUUGAGAUUUGGCGAGUCCGUAAACCAUUUUACAGUAUUGGCAAGGCAGAUCCUGAGCUGCGACUGCCUCACCAACACCAAGAUCGACGAGUUCACUGAUAUUCUGAAGGGUCUUCUCGACACUAUGCCAGAACAGCUUCAAUUCGAUGCGUCAUGGCUGAAUAAGACUAGAGAGAUCCCCGAGUGGCCGCUUGGUGCCAUGGCUACGAUGUUCUUUUGCAAAAUGCAUACCUAUCUAAUCCUUCUCAAUCGUCAGCGAAUCGAGAAGCCUGACAGCCUACCAAAGAACUCGUCAUAUCCCGGCCUGACCAAUUCUCGACCGGAGACAUCUCACUCGUCUCCCGUCUCAAAUCCCUCAAUACCUCGUGGUCGCGCACUUGUUCUUUCCUCUUCAUACGAGCUCUUGACGGGGUUCUUGUUCUUCCACGCCCGUAUCCCCGCAGCCCUUAUUUGCUGGACCAUAGGCCAGCAAGCUUUCAACUCUUGCAUGAUAUUGCUUCUUGACGCUAUGGAAACUGGCGAUUUGACGCAUAUUGGGCAGGUAGAGAGAGCUUAUGUUGUGUUCAUCCAAUUGCAGGAGAAUGGUGUUCAUGAACUUGCUUCACUGGCCGUGGACAGGGUGAGCUGGGGAUUGGCACAACUGGGACGGCUAAAGCGUGAAAAAAAUUACGGCAGUCAUCAGAGUCUCGAGUCGUCAAUUUUUAACAGCACUGCAAGUCACACGGCAGAUCGAACGGGCGACGCGAAGAUGCAAGGUACCGCCACUGCGACAGGCGUGAGUGAGGCAAGCACGUCCCAUCAGAAUUCGCUUCGGGAUACGGUGAUGGGUAAUACCGGAAUGCUGUUGCUGGAAGAUCCGGGACUGCAGGGCUUUGUCCCUGAAGCGUUCCAGCCGCUCGCGUGGAGCAUGGAGAAGGAGGAAUUGAGGAUGAGUCUGAAUAUCCCCCAAUCAAUCGGAUCAGAGGGAGAAGGAGUGAAAAAGCAGGGCGAACGAGAUGCAUUCGCUCGAUCGUCGGAACAGCUGCAGACAACGCCAGGAUCGGCCCCACCAAAUCCAAGAUUCGCGACUUUUACAGCACCUGCACGCGAGCACAAGGAGCACCAAACAACCCAGCUGCAGGAUCUAACGUCUCCGACAUCGCCGCCACAGCCAAGUUUCUCUCAAUCGUUACCAAGUGGACUUCAUCAAAUACCUUCGCCUCACUUACGACACCAUUCUUACCCUUCCUCAGAACAAAUCCCCUUGUUUCCCCGCCGCACCCAUCAUCGACAUAUGCAUGGCGAGAAUCAGGACUCAAGGAUAGAUGGUGCACAUGAUGAGAAUCGGGGUCUGUUCCAAGAUCCCUUCCACCAGACUUCCGAAAUUACAGCUGCUUCAACACUCCCAACGAACCAGAAUGCGCAUCCUUCAUGGGCGGCCCGACCCGCUGUCCUUGUUUCUAGGACAUCGGAUUCCAUGACAUUACAUGAUUAUUCAAGACCGUCUUUUGCCACAUCGUCGUUCUCCCCGAGAGAGAUGCCAAUGCAUACGUGGCAAUAUGACAUGGCCUACCACGUCUCACCUCACCCUGGAAACGACGGUAUUGCGGCUUCGGUCCAUAACAGUAACGAGAAUCGUAUGAGAGGCGAAGGACGAGGAUAUAGGAAGGAGCGUCAUGAUGGAGAAGCAAUGUGACGUGAUCCAGCGACUCGUAGGUCUUGCAUCAUCGCGUUUCUCCGUCGCCAAGUUUGCCUGACUCCCAACAUCUCCAGCAUCUUACCUAUCAUAGAUUGUGUCAGCUUUUGUAUCCUUGCGUAAUGAUACCUACAUCUGAUUCCUGCAUUGGCAUUCGCUGUUGCAUUGUCGGCAUACCGCGGUAGUGGGUCACGGUAUUUUGGCAAAAUCCCUUGCGUAUAUGGCCAUGCUUGUGACACCUUUCCGGCAUCAUGCUUAUUCAACUGGGGGCGAAUAGCACUGGAGCUCCAUCGGAUCCGUACACUUGGUUCAUUCUUUUCUUUUCCUCUGCUCCG